AAUUUUUAUUUAAUUUACAAUUAACGGAGUAACGUGUUCGAGAAAUGUUUAUUCACUAACUCAUUCCCAAAUGUAGAAAAUUGUGUGUGAUUUUAUUUCCUGUUGCUAGCGAAGAGGACAGCAACAAGUUUGUGUAAGAGCAGAUUGGAUUGUGAAAGCGCAGCAAAGAUUUGUCAACGCAAACAAAGAAGAAGAGCAUAACAGCGCCAUAGUAUUUGUUAAUAAUAAUAGCAGUCGCAGCAGCUGCUGCCGCUGAAGCGCCAAUAACGACAACAGCAGCCCCCAGCCCCAGUCCCUCAAUUGCGGAAGCUGAAACUGCCUUAUCGUGUGUUGCUUGUUGCCUUCGGGUGUGCUAAAAAUAAAACCCACCCACCCACACGACUACAGAUUUUGGCAACAGCACGGGGCAAGGUGAACCUGGUGUGGACUCUUCCAGCACGCUUCUGGCUAAGAAGGUUUAGCCAAUGCAGGGACAAUGCAGAAAUGAAAAUUCAUAAAUACAACGUACCACUGGGAAUUUCCGACCGUGAGGCGCGCUGAAUGAGAGUCCUUAAAGCAACAUGUCGGAUUUUGUGCCCCGCGACAUUCUGCCCGACUUGUGGCAGGAGAUACUUCAGCGUCACUGGUCGUUCCUCGAGACGGAGGAGAGCAUUCAAAAGCUCGAGGAGCGCAAGAAGCUAGAGGGCUGCCUCAAGGAGUUCCUCUGCGUGGUGCCGCACGAUCGCAAGUUCUUUCUGCCAGAGACAGGGCACAUCCUGCGCAAAUCAGUGCGAGAGCUGACCGACUUCACGGCGCAAAAUGCCAUCGUGGGAUUCGAGACUAUCAGCCAGUAUGCCAACAACUUGUUUACCAAACCCUGGCGGAAGGAGUACCGAACCCUCAAGACCUAUUCGGGAUGCUAUCAGCAUGACGUCCUGACUCGUCUGCUCGACGCUGACCAGCUCUUUCUGGCCAUGGGCUAUAGGCGCAUAUCGGAGGAUACAUUUGUCCUGGAGGGCCCCAUCUGCCCCGAUCAGGUGACAAAUGUAUCGCGUGAUGCCAUGGCCGCCUACGUAGAGUGCCAGAUCAUGAAGCAUAUCCAUGCAGGCGUCCAUGCAGAGGGAUUCCCAUGCAGCUGGAAGGAGAUUUUUCAAUAUCGAGAGCGCCACAUUGGAGGCACCACGCAUUCGAUCAAGGAGAUUGUCUUCCACCUGAAUGAGAAGCGACUGCGCAAGGAGAAAAUGUCGGACAACACAUACAGCAAUGUGGCGACAAUUGCCACCCAGCCCCCGAAGAGCAGGGUAGCGGAUGGCAGCGUGAGUGCGAGCCCCUGCGCUUUGCAUGGCAACAACCUGGUGCAUCCCGCUAGCUCAAACAGCUGCGCCAUUCAUCCCAAUGUUGUUUCCCCAAAUCUCAGUCACGACUCGUUGUCGGGGAAAUACUUACCGCCAUAUCCCGCACAUCCGCAGCAGCAGCCUCAGCUCCAGCAAACGGCUGGAGGAGGGCUAAUGACCCACUCGCGUAGCCUUGAUCACUACCAGGAGCCUCACAAUGUCCUCCCACAUCGACACUCCUUCGAUCAGCAGUGCCAGGCCAUGCAUCAGCACCCCCAUCUCUACGAGGAACCCUACGAUUGUCUGGACGGACUGAGUAUGGGCAGCAGUGCCUCCUAUGCGGCAGUCGCCGGUGGCUACAAUGCUCCUGGCAAUCGUUAUCCCCUUCCCUACAACAUCUCCAACCAACUGAAUGCCCAGUAUGCCACGCCCGCCGAUGUCUUUACGAAUUCAGAGCACAAUAUGUACGCGACCAUUGAGAAGACGGGCGUCUUGGCCUCUGGGCCGGUACACAGCUGUGACUAUCACAGGCGUCAGGGUCAGGCCCCACCCUCGGGGGCUGCCGUCGCCGCCAUGGCAGCCAUGCAGCACAGACAGAGCACGUAUCCGCCAGAUCAUCAUCUGAUCGAUUUCGACGAACGUGCCAAUUUGAUGCAGCACGACUAUGGUGCCCAUGACUACCAUCCGCGGCUGUACGAGCAACGGAGCCAUGGGGGCUACCUGCGUGGCAAUUCUGUAAUUUACGCGCCACCCCCUGAGCCGACGUCGUAUGGGGGCUACGACCUGCCCACGACGCUGCCACACUCGCAGCCGCCGCCACCGACUGCUCAAGACAGGUAUGUCUAUGCUCGGCCUGUGCCCAAGAGCAGUCGGACACGGGCGCUGGCGGAGUCUGGCUGCGACUCGCGACAAGCCGAUCGCGACCUGAUGCAGGAUCCGAUGGACAAUAAUCGCAAAAAGCACAAGGAAUUGAAGGAGCGGGCUAGUCGGACGGCGCCCGCGGAUGCAUACCACAGGAGAGCAGCAGUUAACGAUCCUGAUAUACCCACCACUGUUACGGACAUGACAGCGGGCUACGAGACGGCGAGUUUGGAAGAUUUCGUAACACUGAGCAGCGCAUCCCCGCCCCUGAUGCCCAAGGUGCAGGAGGGUGUCGGCAGCUUUGAGUCCUGGAACUAUGUAUUUAAGAACCUGGAGCGCUCUGGCUACUCCAAAGACUUGGGGGAUCGUGAGGAUUUGCUAGUGCAAAGCUUGGAUUUGGACUCGUUGAACAUAUCCAAUGACAGCGCAAAUCCUGCUGAAAAAAGUACGCGACGCGACACAGCCAAGACGCAGACGGUAACACGUGCAGCUAGUGCAGCUGCUGUGGAGGCAAGUGGUGGGAAGGGAACACGUUUCAGUUCAGCCACUACGGAGACAAGUGGGGGGAAGGCACGCACACUGGAGAAGAAGACUGGGGCCAUCCGAAGGGAGGCCAAGGUUGUGCAGGCGCCAGCGCCCACGUUGGUGCCGAACAGAAGCAGCACUGGCGUGAAGAAAGUGAAGUCCGCCUUGAAAACGGCCACAAUAGACAAUAGAGGCACAGGAUCGCGAAAUCGUAGCGGAGCUGGGCCAAAGCAGCCUCCGCCAGUGUCCACGCAACUGAUUGUGACGAGCCCGAAUGAGUGGAGUUGUCGUUUCUGCACGUUCCUUAACCCAGACACGAAGCGCAUCUGUGAGAUGUGCUGCCGCAGCAAGGAUUUCAAUCUGGAGGCAGCCACAGCGGCGUCGUCAUCGGCAGCGGCUGCAGCUGCAGCGGCGAGCGUCUCCCAUGCUUCCUCAACCUGCGUUUAGGCGAUAGACUGGACAAACUCCCCUCCCCCCUACACCUUCAUCCCCUUAGUGAUACAAAACAGUGCAGUGAAAAGCUAAAUAUAUUUUUAUACGACCCAUAUGUAGCCCUGUGCGUGUCUCUAAGAUCUAGUCUCGUAGCCUACGAAUCGCAGCCACCUUUUGUUGUGGAGCGAAGGAGCAUCACCAGCAGGGCAGGUGCAUCACCUGCAUCUAGUGCAUACGAACUAUUCUAUUUAGUUAGCCCUACCUGUAAACACACGCUUUAAUUAGUUAUAGAUUGUUUCCCCGUUGUUGAGGCCGCCGCUUCUGUUUCAAAUUAGUGCCUCCCUGUCUGCUGUCCCCACACUAGCAUACAGUAUACAUGCGAAAACAUAUUGAUUUUAUAGAUUUGUGAGCGCGUGCCAGACAGCGAGAGAGUAAAACACGAACUUUGUAUAUUUGUAGGAAAUGGAAAAACAACUGAUAAUUAUAUACCUUAUAUUCAUAGUUGCAUUCAUAGUACGUACAUAUAUCCGAAACUGAGCGAAAAUGAACUUUAUAUUCAUACAUAUAUAUAUAUUCACCAAAUCUCGAACAGCCAAUAUACCUUUAUUGACCUUUUCAUACUAAAUAAUACCUAUAACUGUAGCAUAAGUAAUUGAAAUUUAAGUAACGAUCGAGCAGAAAGAACAGAACUGGUACGGGUAAGGGUACGGGUACGAGUACGGGUACGGGUUGUUAACUUACAAUUUUUGAUUCGAAUUUUACUGAAAGGAAGUAAGAGUAUAGUGCAAAUAUCUACAAAUGAACUAUUAUACGUUUAUUCUCCCCAGUCCUCCCCUCAUGAGAGGAGCAGAGGAGCUCAACGGAAUUCAAAAGGGCAUAGACAGAGGAUCAAGCAAACUGCUCAUCCCACCCACCCCAAUGCUAGAUAGCCAGAACCCCGCCACACGAGCACACAGACAGUGUCCCCCCUCCCACGCAAUGCAAUUUGUUUGUUGAAAUGUUAAGAUUAAUGUUGAUAGAGUAGGAACCCUGAAAGAUGCGAAAGCAUAUACGAUAUUUUUAUAAAUAAAAGAAACCACGUACCUAUUGCUCUUUGUUAAA
Molecule: messenger RNA, 4232 nt
Organism: Drosophila persimilis
Lineage: Eukaryota; Metazoa; Arthropoda; Insecta; Diptera; Drosophilidae
Gene: tamo
Product: protein tamozhennic
Exons: 5
Coding region: 561-3146 (861 amino acids)
Cellular component (GO): cytoplasm
Source: RefSeq, a predicted model, not a curated record